GUCUUGGAGGCACCAUGAGCCCGAGCUUGAGAGCGCCGCCGAAGCGCGUGUCCGUUCGCAGUCAGUGCUCGCGGGAGCGAGAUGCCGCUGGACGCGAACUGGCCGCCUACGAGAAACACACGCUAACCUCGCCUGCAGAGCAGGGUCACGAAGCCGUGCAUGGCAGCUACAGUCUGGAUAUCGUGCAAUCCAGUAAAUAGGUGUGCAUUAGAUAUCGGAGAGCUGGUGUUGGUACUGACGAGAGCAGGGCUGUUCAGUCCGGCUCUGCACGUCUGAAAUCAGUGAAACGCUGCAGGUGAACUUAUUUAUACUUUUUUUUCCUUCACGCGCAACGAUUUAUGCGCGUGGCAUUUAAAACGAUUCUCCCAAAUAUGACACGGUUUUAAAAUAUCUUUUGAAGGAAAAGUUAUGGAUGAAAAUUUGAGAAGAGUGUAACGUUUUCGCGAGUCCUUUUUUUUUUUUUUUAAGAAACUGUGACUAAAGGCUGUUCUGCCUCGGCUUUAGUAGAGGAGGUUCGGGGAGGUGACCGCCUCGAGUUCCGUAUAAAAAAAUGUAAGGAAGACGUUAAAACAAAAGAAUUGUCAUCGGACUCCAAAAUAUUUUAAGUUGAUCCAUGCCCUGACCCUCCCGCUGGAGCCAUGGGGAGGGAACAGCUUCUUUGGAUGCUGCUGUUUGUGCUGGCUGCCGGGGACGGCCGCUGCGAUGACCUGGGGACAGAGGAGUCAUUUGUGGUGCCAACCGGCUUGGAGCUGAAGGUUUCCCGAGGACAGAUCCUGUCAGCGCAGUUCGAGUGCUACCUGAAGAUCAUCACUGACCCUCCCAACGCUGAGAAUGGUCCCUACUGCAACCGCACGUGGGACGGCUGGCUGUGCUGGGGCGACUCCCCCCCGGGGACAGCAAUGCAGUUUUGUCCCGAGUACUUCCAGGACUUCGAUCCCACUGAAAAGGUGACGAAAGUGUGCAACCCCAACGGCCAGUGGUUCCGUCACCCAGAAAGCGAUCGCAUUUGGUCGAACUACACCCAGUGCUCUGCUUACAUCCACGAGAAACUCAAGUUUGCUUUCAGCUUGUACUACCUGGCCAUUGUGGGCCAUGGCCUUUCAGUGGUGUCCUUGCUGAUUUCGCUCGGUAUCUUCUCCUGCUUCAAGAGUCUCAGCUGCCAGAGGAUCUCACUCCACAAGAACAUGUUCCUCUCCUUUAUCCUGAACUCCAUCUGCACAGUCAUCUGGCUCUCCGCUGUGGCCAACAACCAGCAGCUGGUGGAACGAAACCCUAUAGGCUGCAAAGUGUUGUCUGUCCUGAACCUGUACAUCUGUGGAACCAACUACUUUUGGAUGCUGUGUGAGGGUAUCUACCUGCACACCCUUAUUAUCGUGGCCGUGUUUGUUGGGGAGCAGCAAUUGGGCUGGUACUACGUCCUGGGAUGGGGCUUUCCCAUCAUCCCUGCUGUCACACACGCCGUGGCUCGGUGGCUCUUCUACAAUGACAACUGCUGGAUCAGCUCAGACACCCACCUGGUGUACAUCAUCCAUGGGCCCAUUCACGCCGCCCUGCUGGUGAACCUGUUCUUCCUGCUAAAUAUCGUGCGGGUCCUUAUUACCAAACUGAAGGUUACCCACAGUGCCGAGUCCAACGCUUACAUGAAGGCAGUGCGAGCCACCCUCAUUCUGGUGCCACUGCUUGGGGUGCAGUUCGUCCUGGUACCCUGGAGACCUAAGGGCCGCGUGGCUCUGGUCGUCUACGACUUCAUCAUGCACAUCUUCAUGCACUUCCAGGGCUUCUUGGUGGCAGUCAUAUUCUGUUUUUGUAAUGGAGAGGUGCAGGCGGUGUUGAAACGCCACUGGAGGCGGCAUAAGGUCCAGUGCAGAGGACGCCUGAUGGGAGUCGACUGGCACUCCAGCUACCAUACCAACUCCUCCAUUACUGAGAUGAGCCGCGCCAGCAUCAGCCUAAAACCCACCGGGCCUGAGACGCAAGUCAACGGGCUGAGCAACGGCAGCCACAGCUCCAGCGGCGACCGGGAGGGCCCGGGGGGGGGCUUGGAGACGUCUGUCAUCUGAGCAGACACCACCACCACCCCCGACCCACCACUGCCAGUUCCAGCAGCAUCACCCCCCCCACACACACACAUCAAGAUGGUGACUCACAAUGACACUGCCAAAUGCUAAAUCACAUUAGGUUCUGUUUGUCCACAGAAGGUGGAUACAAACAUUUAGCAGCACACACUGAAAUGGGAUGAUCAGCCAGGCCACGCUCGCAGGCACAGCAGUUUGUCCGGUCUUUGCUCUGCUCUCCGGAGUUCAGCGAUACAGACGCUCGCAGGCACAGCAGUUUGUCCGGUCUUUGCUCUGCUCUCCGGAGUUCAGCGAUACAGACGCUCGCAGGCACAGCAGUUUGUCCGGUCUUUGCUCUGCUCUCCGUAGUUCAGCGAUACAGACGCUCGCACCCUCACCUCGCCUCCGUAGAGAUCCUCCCUUUCCCCCAAUCUCUCUGCUCCCUGGGGUGUUGUUCUGACAGGAAGCUGUGCAUCACCAGAGCCUUAGACAGACUGCAGUAACACCAACAUCCUGUAUCCCAGAAAAGCCUGUUUUGGGGAGGUGUGGUGUAACCUGGCUCUUUCUACCCGAACUGUUUGAUGCCCAAUUUGCUACUCCUGCGUAUAUUAUUCGAUUUCAAUUAUUAUUUUUUACAAUUGAUGUUCCGUGAUGUUCUUAAUGACAGAAGAGGUUCAAAGCCUAUCCAAUGGGGGUGGACCAGUCUCCUCAUCCACCAAUCAGGGGGCUUAUAUAGCAAGGGAGGAGGAGGCAUGACAUACGCUGGUGGACAAAAUUGGGGAAACACUUCCAAUUUUUAGAGAUUGCAGAACUUUAUUGAACUGUUGUUCCAGCUACUUAUUUUAAUCGUCUAGUGUAUAUUUGUAACAUUCUUUGUCUAUAAACAUUACCGCCAAUAUUUGUGUAAUAAUUUUUAAAGCGUAAUGCCAAAAAUGCUAGAAUUUUGGCCACUAGUGUAUGCUUGUCUAGCCACUGAUUCCUGAUUCCGACGAAUCUGAGCAGUGAUGAAGCAGACAGAGGGGAAGAGCCAUGAAGGCCUGGCAUUGGGUUUUAUGCACAGACCAUGCCACUGUGAAGGUACUCACUGUGGUCUGAUAUUACUGCCGGGGAAGAGGAUGGCUGCCUUGACAGCCAGCAUCUGAGCUGUAUGACUGGGUGGCGCCAGUGUCCAGCCCGGGACUGACUUUUCACCCAAAGAGAAAGAGCCAUGCAUUAAACCAAGCUAAAAGGCAGCUAUCAGUGGUCUAAGAGGAACACGCGACACAAAGUGUCAGAGUUAGGACAAUAAAACUGACUCUGCAGAAACUGGCCAUUUGCAGGAAGAGCCAGAGCAAUUUGUGUUGGAGAAGCAGCGUAGAUACCCAUGUAUGUGUGCCAAGUUAUAAAAUAAACCCUUGCAGGGCAGGUGGAUAAAUGAUAAUUAAUUACUGCCUAGACAAAUCAUCAGCAAUAGGAGAACAUCAAUCUAAUAUUCCAGAAUGUUACACCCAGACAUUCCAGUUGAUAAUGACUUUAAUUGCAUUUAAACAUUAUAUGCACUCAAUUCAAACUCAUAUAACUGUAAAAUGGUAUAACAUAUAUACUUUUUCACUUUAAGGUUGUACUGCAGCAAGGAGAAGAUUUUUUAAUAAAAGGGUUCAAGCCUGAAAAGUUUU
Paramormyrops kingsleyae is the source of this 3709-nucleotide messenger RNA. Its product is annotated as calcitonin gene-related peptide type 1 receptor-like. Gene Ontology annotation, molecular function: calcitonin gene-related peptide receptor activity; adrenomedullin receptor activity; calcitonin receptor activity. Gene Ontology annotation, cellular component: plasma membrane. NCBI's taxonomy places the organism in Eukaryota, Metazoa, Chordata, Actinopteri, Osteoglossiformes, Mormyridae. The record is from RefSeq and is a predicted model, not a curated record. Gene Ontology annotation, biological process: cell surface receptor signaling pathway; adenylate cyclase-activating G protein-coupled receptor signaling pathway; angiogenesis.